AUGGCGCCCGUACAAAACUCAAGCAGCCGUGUGCCGGCGAGCGUCAACGACUAUACUGUUCUACCUCUGUCUAUCCCGCCUACCGACUCUUUUCCUCAAGCGACAAAACACUAUCUCUAUCUACGACCCAACGCCCCCAAAGUGGCUACUGAAAAUACACCACGCGAGCUGUUUGUCGUAAACCUACCCAUCGACGCCACGGAAACACAUUUACGUUCGCUCUUUGCAACACACGGCGCGGGCGCAAGAGUAGAAAGAGUAGAGUUUGAAGGCACGAGGACGGGCAAGAAACUCACAGCGCCGGUGACGAGUAAAAGCGGCAAGAAGAGGAAGAGAGGAGGUGAUGGUGAGAGCAAAAUGGUCGAGUUGCCGGAGUUGUGGGAUCGAAGGGUAGGCAGGAGUGGGAAUACUUGUGUGGUGGUGUUUGUGGACGCGAGUGCGGCGGAGAUGGCGUUGAAGGAGGUUAAGAAGGUUGUCAAGGCGGGCAAGGAGGUUGUCUGGGGUGCUGAGACGGAGAAGGUGCCUGCGUUGGGUGCUGCGAGAUAUUUGAGCCAUCAUGCUCUUCGCUUCCCCUCGACCGCCGCUCUACAAGCCUCAGUAGACGCCUACAUGACCGCCUUUGCCGAACAAGAAGCCACCCGCGCCCGCCUGCUCGCGCGCCAACGCGCCGAACCCGACGAAGACGGCUUCAUCACGGUAACACGCGGAGGACGCAUGGGACCAGCACGCCAAGAAGAAGCACAAGAAAAAGCCGAAAAGCAAAAAGAGAAACAAAAGGGCAAAGAAGACUUUUACCGCUUCCAGAUGCGUGAGAAGAGGAAGGAGAAGGCUAAUGAACUGCUCAAGGGCUUUGAGGAGGAUAGGAAGAAGGUGGAGGCUAUGAAGAUGAAGAGGAACAAGUUUAGACCUAAUUGA
Molecule: messenger RNA, 915 nt
Organism: Aureobasidium melanogenum CBS 110374
Lineage: Eukaryota; Fungi; Ascomycota; Dothideomycetes; Dothideales; Saccotheciaceae
Exons: 2
Coding region: 1-915 (304 amino acids)
Biological process (GO): rRNA processing; ribosomal small subunit assembly
Cellular component (GO): UTP-C complex; CURI complex
Molecular function (GO): nucleic acid binding
Source: RefSeq, a predicted model, not a curated record